Molecule: messenger RNA, 4832 nt
Organism: Lingula anatina
Lineage: Eukaryota; Metazoa; Brachiopoda; Lingulata; Lingulida; Lingulidae
Product: centlein
Biological process (GO): centriole-centriole cohesion; protein localization to organelle
Cellular component (GO): centrosome; centriole
Source: RefSeq, a predicted model, not a curated record
GCUUUAUGUCUAAAAGAGGCUGAUUUGAAAAUCACAGAAGUGUAAACACGCUUUCAAAACAUACACGCUAUGGGCGGUUAAACCAAGUGUCCCAAUUGAUUUAAAGAAAGAUAUCCAGAAUCAUGGAACUUCAGCGUGAGAAAGAUGCUGAGAUUGUGAGGCUUAGAGCUGAAAAUGAUGCCCUGGCAGAUGAGCUUGCACAGUGUCAGGGAGAUAAAGAAUUUGUGUGGUCCCUGUGGAAGCGUCUCCAGGUUGCCAAUCCAGAUAUCACUCAGGCUGUCAGCAUGGUUGUACAGAGGGAGAAAGAAAAGGCAGAGAUUAAAGACCGUAAAGUAUUAGAGAUCCUUCAGGUCAAGGACACCAAGAUUCGUCAGCUGGAGGGGACAGUGGUCACCCAGGGACAGGAGUUGAAUGCCAUGUUGCAGAGGAAAGUUGAGCUACAAAAUGAACUGGAUAAUCUGGAGAAGGACAAAACUGUUCUGACUAGUAGGACUUCUCUACUUGAAGACAAGCUGCAGACAAAGGAGAAGAGAGAUGUGGAGAGAGACAGCUCAUAUCAGAGUAGACUUCAGCAGUUGAAGGAAGAGAAACAAGAACUGGCUGAUCAAGUGUCUAAACUCCGCAUGGAACUACUGACUGUGAAAGGAGAUAAAGCUGAUGCUAUUGCUGUCAAAGUAAACCAGGAAGACAAAAUUAAGGCACUUGAAAAGCAGUUGAAAGAUGCAAGUUUAAGUUCUGAAAAGCAAGUGCAAGAGGUUUCAGAUUUAAAAGCUACUUUGAAUAGGUUGGAAGGUCAGGCACUUAACCACAGUAAAGUGGUGAAAGAGAAAAAUAAGGAACUAGAGGCAGUUAGGCAUGAGUUGUCAGAACUGUGGGAGAGCCACAACCAGUGUGGUGAGCAUGCAGCACAGCAAGCAGAACUUAUAAGGCAGCUACAGACCCUGCAGCAGGAUACACAGAGAAUGCUUCAUAACCAGGAAAGUGCCUACUCUAUGGAGGCUGUCACCUUGAAGAAGAUGUAUGAUGAACUGGAGGCUGACUUUAAAAGGCUACAGGGUAUAGAGACAGAGGGCAAGCAGGAGGUGCUGGAAUUGAAGAAACAACUAUUGGAAAAAGAAGAAGAAAUUGCAGACCUCAAGAAAGAUUUGGAACAAGCUUCUGCUCCUAGCAACAGGAGUUUUGCUGCUCAGGCCAGUUUGCUUGGGGAAGACAAGGAAAUCCAAACAUUUGAGCCUGAUGCGGAGACAGAGUAUGAGUUACAGAGACAGCAAGAGGAGAUUGAAGAACUAAAGGAAAGAGUAAGAGAAAAAAACAGAAUAAUUGGACAGUUAGAAAGAGCUCCUAAAGAUUUGGACGAUCUUCACAUUUCUCCAAUACGCAGCCGUCCCCACCAGGUGUCCACACCAUCAAGGUCAAGGUCUGUGUCUCCAAGAAAAAACACCAUGAAAGACUUGAAAAAGCAAUUGGAUAUUGCUGAAAUGAAACUGGAGGAAACACAAAGAAAAUUAGAAAUGAAAAUCAGGGAGUUGGAAACUGUGAGGUCUGCUCAUGACAGGAGAUUAGACAGACUACACAUGUUACAGAAGAACUAUAGACUAGUCAAAGAACAGUUGCUGACACAUGAGGAGGAGCAGAAAAGAAGUGUAAAACGCAAGAAAAUCACUCGUCCAGAUCCCAAAUCUCUGCAGAGGGAAAAUAGUGAAGCUGUGUGGAACGAAGUCGCUGUUUUAAGAAAAGAAAACAAAAACUUACUUGUGGAAAGGAUAAAUCUUCAAGAAGAAGUGGACACCCUCAGAGUGCAGGCCAGUCAGGACAAUGCCACUAUACAUGAACUAAAAGCAUGUCUACAACAGGAGAAAGAAGAGUUGCAAUUCCUACUUAAAGAGAAGGAAAGGUCAAGCACCCCAAAACGAGACUUGAAGGAAGAACUUAGGGAAAGUAAGGAAAUCUUAGAGGAGGCCAGAGAGCAGCUAAGUGCAAGAAUAAAUGAGAUUCAUCAACUAGAGAAAGAUCUGACAAACUUACAAGAUGAAAAUGAACAGCUCCUGGAGGACAAAAGGUCUUUGAAGUCAGAGAUUAACCAGUUAAAACAAGGUGAAUCUGAUCGCAGAAUAGAGAUUGCUAAUCUCCAGUCCUCAAUUCACAGGUUGCAGCUAGAACUGAGAGCACAAGCAGACAAAGUUGAAGUUUCUAGAACAACAGUGGAAAAGCUAAUAACAACAACCAAGAAGUCAACAAAGGGUAGAAAAGGUCAAAAAUCAAGUCCAGUUGCCAAGCAGUAUCAGAAAGCAUUAAACAAAUCCAUAGAAAAAAUGAAGCAUGCAUUCAAGGACUUCAACCAGGAAGGCUGGGAGAGUGUGUCUACUGAAAGUUUUGUCAAUGGAAGCAAUUAUUCUGAGAGUUCUAGUUCAGACGAGGAUAGUCUUGGACAGGCCAUUGUGCAGACUGCUCAAGAUCGUAAAAAAACACCAAGGAGAGGCAAGAAACCCGAUUCAGGUGAAGAGGAUAGUGAGGUUUCCACAACAGCAGUGGCAGAUGAUCUUCCCACCACGAGGGAUUCGGCCACUUCUCCUUUGAAAGAUGCCCCGAAGAUCAAGGUCUUCAGCUCCAAGGUGGCAACAGGAAGCAGACAGUUGGCAACUAUGAAAAACAGGGUCACUGGGCUGCAAAGACAGGUUCAGAUGUUGCGCACAUCGCGGGCCACUGCACUGAAAUCCUUGGAAGAACAGAAGGAAAGCUACCAACAGCUACAGGCAGACUUGAAUGCAGCUAAUCAGAAAAUAAAGAUGAUGAGACAAACUAUGCAGAAACUUUCUUUAGAUGUUGAAAGUCUUCAGGAUAAAAAUAAACUGUUGGAAGAAAGGAAUCUGGCAGGUGAUUUGGAUUCAAAACACACAGAUCAGGAAUGGAAGCAUUUAGAAACCAGACUCAAGGUAUCAUCAGCUGAGGUGUCCAGACAGUCCACACUUCUGAAAGCUAUGAAGGGAGAAAGAGAAGAGUUGGAAGAACAAAUACAAACCUUACAGGAAAAAGCAAAUAGGUUGGAAAGAGACAAUGCACAGAAGCGCACUCUGGUGGAGGAUAUGAGACUAAAAAUGAAAAUUGCCCAAGAAAAUAUGAAAUCGGAUAGCGGAGCUUUGGAGGAAAUGGAAAUUAAAAUUAAAACACUCCAAGAUGUGUUGGACAAAACAAAAAUAUAUAAUGAGUCUUUGAGACGCAGAUUAAAUGCAAUCACAAAGGAAAAGCAUGAAUCAGAAGAGCAGUUGAUGAAAACAAAAAGUGAUCUUGAGAAAAAGGCAAAACAACUGACAGAGAACCAAGCAAAACUGAGUGAGUUGCAGAAGACUGUUGUUGCUGUAGAGACUGCUGCUAAGCAACAGCUCCAUGGCCUUGCAGGUCAAAGUGAGGCUGCCAUGGAGGCAGCACAGACUAAGCUUAACAACGCCCACAUGCAGAUUAAUGAACAUCAGAAAUUUGUGAAGAGUUUAGCACAUGAACUAUUGCGUGGAAUUCACCAGGCCCGUACUAUGUUAAAGCAGCAGUUACAGCGUGAGGGAAAAGUGGCUGAAGCUGGGGAAUCAUUGAAGAAAGCACAGCGUGUUGCUCAAAACAUUCUCAACAUCAGCCAGUCAGAGCUGGAAGAUUUAAUGCUUAGUGAGGAAGAGGACAUAAGCACUGAUUUUGUGUCAGAAGCUGAAAGAAGAAAGGACAAAAAGUGGAACAAACAAUGGGAAAAGUUACUGAAGACAAGGAUGCAGUUUUCAGAGCCCUUGAUGGAACUUUUCACAGACAAAAUUGAAGAAAGAAUUGAACUCUCUUGCAAGCUGCGAGGGAGGUAGCAUCACAUUGGUUAAAACAAUUGUACCAAGAUACUUCCCUCUGACUUGUCAUCCAGUUUACAUUCCAAAUUGUCACACAGCAUUAUAAUACAAUAGGAAGCUUGCCUCUUUCAGCGCUGUAAAACAUAAUGGCAGCUACGUAUAAGGAAUAAAAAAUUAACUGAAUGAUUUAGAUUCCUUUUACGUCAAGCGACUUGCCGUAGUGCAGAAUUUAAUGCACAGUCACGUAUGUUGUAAGAAAACCAAAGCCCAUAUUUUAUCACAUAUUUAUUGGCUUCAACUGAACUGUUGUGCUCAUUUUUUACUUGGAUUCACAUCUUACAUUACAAAUAAAGCUAAACUAUUUUUCACUGUUUUGUUUUUCCUGUUGUCAUUACAGUACAUAGCCAUGAUAUGACAUAGCAUGGUUACAAAACAAUCAAGGGAAUGCAAAAUAAACUAAAGCAUCUGAACAGGAAAUGGAGCAUAUGCCUCCUCUUGACCAGUAGUUUAAUAAACUACCUUUGAUCAAAAUUGACUGAACAUUCUUUGGAUAUAUAAGAACCGACACUUCCCUCCAGACGGCACAGAUAGGGAAAGCGUAAUUACAGCUUCUCCAACAAGUAAACAGGAAAUAUAUAUAUAUCUAUGUACAUUUAUCACAUUAACAAGUUAAUUUUUAUUUGUUUUAAUGGACUAAAUUGGCUUACUCAGAUACAAAUAUCAGCAGUGGAACUAUCUUCCCAAAAAAUGUGACCGGUUUUGUUUGGUGCUUAUUUUCAAGCUGUUCUUACAUAACUGUAUUGUUGACCAAUGUUAUUAAAAAAGUGCAUUUAUAGAAUUGCAAGCUAAAUUUUGUUGACAUUUGACUUCAACUUGAUAUUUAAACAGAGCAAAGACAAAAUAAUAACAUUAUAAUCUUUCAAGAUGUAUUGUAAUUCAAUUACUGUGAGAAAAUUCCUCCAAAUUUUUACAAAAUUGAUGAAGAUAAUGUUAAUACGCUCAAAAAAAAAA